Homarus americanus (American lobster) is the source of this 1361-nucleotide messenger RNA. Its product is annotated as ankyrin repeat domain-containing protein 16-like. Lineage: Eukaryota; Metazoa; Arthropoda; Malacostraca; Decapoda; Nephropidae. The transcript is spliced from 7 exons. The coding region runs from base 213 to 1325 and encodes 370 amino acids. Gene Ontology annotation, molecular function: protein binding. The record is from RefSeq and is a predicted model, not a curated record.
GAGGUCUUGCCGAGCAUAGAUAACCGAUUGCCCAAGGAUGAAAGUAAAAAUAAAGGUUGUUAUUGUCGCUGAUAUUAUUGUGCGCUGGAGGAGCAGUGAACGAGACGGGCAGCAGCCGACUACCAUAACAAAAACAAGAGGUUGCGUUAUCGUGUGUUGACGAUGUCCUGUCAGGGCGGAUCUCUUACGUGCUUCUUUUACUUAUACAAGUGAUGUCUACCCACUCUGACACGGAUGUUCUGUCUGCAGUGCAAAGGGGUGACCUGAACUGGCUGGAAAAAUACACAUCUGAAAAUGAAGUAGACUGGCGGACUUGUAUUCACCGUAAAUCUGGUGACACUGCUCUUCACAUUGCUGCAGUAGCUGGCUGUACACAAAUCAUGAGUUGGCUUCUUGCAAAUGGUUGUGAUGUGUGCCUGGAGAAACAGAAUAUGGAUGGCAAGAGACCAUUGCACUCAGCAGCUCAGGCAAUGCACUUCCCCAUUGUGAAGAUCCUUUUAGAUCAUGGAGCAACUGUAGACCCCAUAAAGCGUGGUGACUGGACGCCACUAAUGCUAGCAUGCGCCAAAAGAUGCCUCAAGGUGAUCCAGCUUCUUGUAGAACAUGGAGCUAAUCUUCGCUGGGUUAACAAAGAUGGCUGGACAAGCUUCUUAAUUGCUUGCAGAGAAGGAUUUGAGUGUAUAGUUAAUUAUUUACUGGAUGUUGACAGUUCACUGUGGAAUACUGUCAGUAACAAUGGUAGAACUCCUUUGCACACAGCAGCUAUGCAUGGACAUGAAUCUGUAGUCAAAAUUCUGUUACACCGAGGCAACUACAAGAAGGAUGAAGAUGAUGCAUGUGGCAACACCCCUUUAAUGGAGGCUUUCCGUAUGGGACAUUUGAACAUUGCCCGAUUGCUCAUCAUUGAACACGGGACAGAUAUUAAAGUCCGUGACAAAACUGGACGAACUGCAUUUCAUAUUGCAGCUGAAGCUGGUCAAUUAGAAAGUGUUAAAACUUUGAUUGAAACAUAUGGAGUAGAUGUGAAUCUUUUGUCAGAUGCAGGGUCAUCGGCUGUACAUUGUGCUGCCAGAGAGGGACAGACUGAAGUUGUAGUAUUUCUGAUAAAAAUGGGAUGCAAAGUCAGUAUAAAAGACAACAAUGGCAGGACAGCACUGUGGAUGGCCUGUGCAUCAAGGAAGAAUACAUGUGCAAAGAAACUGGUAGACUUUGGAGCUCAGGAUAUAGCGGAUAAUAAGGGCAUAUCACCAUCUCAACUUAUGCCAAUAUAUCAUCUCUCUCCAGUCACACUACCAAACACAGAGGACCUGUUCAGCACUUCCUAGAAUCCCAUUUGUAGUCAAGUCUGGAGGGGGGGGACU